This is a messenger RNA of Styela clava, 2018 nucleotides long. Its product is annotated as solute carrier family 22 member 4-like. The record is from RefSeq and is a predicted model, not a curated record. Gene Ontology annotation, cellular component: membrane. Gene Ontology annotation, biological process: transmembrane transport. Gene Ontology annotation, molecular function: transmembrane transporter activity. NCBI's taxonomy places the organism in Eukaryota, Metazoa, Chordata, Ascidiacea, Stolidobranchia, Styelidae.
AUGGACGAUGUUUUUGAAGAACCGGGAUCUACCAGCGCAUAUCACAAACUAAUCCUAGCAAGUUUGAUAAUCACUACUAUACCUCAAGCAAUGGUAAACUUUUCGCCAGUUUUUGUGUUUCAUGCACCGCCGUAUAGAUGCCUAGUUCCGAAGAUUGAUCACCAAAAUGAUAUUCAUUUCAACAAUUCAUAUUUGUUCAACUAUAUUCCUGCAUCUUCGGAAAAUAACAAAACGUUGAGUAACUGCCGAAGAUUCACCGUUGAAAUCCAAACUAAUCAAUCUUCUGAAAAAUAUAUUCGAAUAAAUAAAAGUCUCAUCGAACCGUGCGAAGAUGGUUUCGUAUAUGACAACAUGGACUGCAAAACAACCGCAGCUAUGGAGUUCAACUUAGUAUGUGGCGAAAAGUGGAAAAAACCUUUUCUAACAGCGAGUUUAUCAAUCGGUGCCCUUGCUAGUGGAAUAAUCUCUGGAGCACUAUCAGACAAGUUCGGCAGAAGAACUGCUACUCUUGUAUGCGUCACAAUUUUAAUGUUGGUUAUUUUUGGAUACAGUUUGGCAGUGAAUUAUUGGAUGAGCUGGAUAUUUUUUUUGUUGUAUGGCAGUGGAGGCAGCAUAACUUACAGCUUAACAAUUGUCCAUGCUCAAGAACUCGUCAAGAAAGAGCACAGAGGCCUCAUUGUAUGUCUUUGUAAUAUAUGCUGGUCUGUUGGUUAUAUGAUGCUGACAUUCACUGCAUAUUUCUGCGGCCACUGGAGAUGGAUAAUAAGAAUUCCUGGAUUCUUCUGCAUCUUUUUUAUGACGUAUUACUGUUAUUUGCCAGAAUCUCCGUGUUGGUUGAUGUCUAGAGGAAGAACUGAGGAAGCGGUAGACAUUGCAAAACGAUUUUUGAAUAAAUCGAAAUCAUCUGAAGCAUUUGUCGAACUUAUGCAAAACACGAGACUGAAUGACCAAAAUGAGCAAAACAAUGUUGAAUCGAAGAAUCGAAAACACGUCAGUUUUAAGAAAUCGUUAUCCAUGCUUUUUCAUAACAGAAUUUUGCUGAAAAGAACUCUGAUUUUAUGUUGGUUAUGGAUGGUUUCAUUUGUAUGUUAUUAUACAUUUGGAUAUAACACUUCCAACUUGGGAGGAAGUAGAUAUUGGAAUAGUUUUCAAUCAGCUGCGGCAGAAAUACCUGGAUGGAUACUUGCCUUUUUUGGACUAAAAAGGCUCGGACGCCGUUUGUCAAUAUCUGUUGCCUUUUUGUUAUCAGCAAUGUGCCUCAUUUUGUCUCCACUGCUCGGAUCUUAUGAAAAAGCCAGUAUUGCAAUGGCGAGGAUUGGAAAAGUAUUUUCAUCAUCGACUAUGGGAAUGGUUUAUUUAUAUACAGCCGAACUUUUCCCUACAAUAUUGCGAAGUACAGGUGUUGGAAUAGCUUCUACCUCGGCUGGGGUAGCAUGUGUGAUGGCGCCCUUUCUCGCUUUCUCAGGUGAGGUAUCAGGAAAAUGGAUUCCUUUUUAUGUCAUGGGAGGUUCAAGUUUAAUUGCUGGACUUUUAACGCUUAUACUACCUGAAACAAAGCAUUCCUCGCUUCCGGAAACUUUGAAAGAUUCUGUUGAACUGGAAAAAUACCGAUUGUCAAGAACUUGUACUUCGAGAAAAGACAUCAAAACCGAUGCCAACUGCGAAUGAUUGGAACGAAAAGUUUAUAGAAACCAGUUUCAUAGCAUGAAUAGUUUUGAUUUGAUAUUCAUCCAAAAAAAAUUUUCAUCAUACGAAUGAAUCAACGAACAAUGAUUUUAUUUUGAGAUUAACACAGCUUCCCAUUCAGAAAUAAACAUUGAAAAAGUUAUAAUUCAAAUUCCAAUUUUAUUGAAUCCAACAUACCACUCGUUAUUGAGCUAAGCUAAAGAAUAGAAAUGUUGUUGUAGUCCAAGGGUGGGCGAGAUUUUGUCAAAAAUUUUGCCCACCUAGACUGGCUGGCCAUGUAAGUAUAACGUUAAAAGUUACGUUUUAUGAACAAUAUUUACAGUGCCACACAA